UCUGUCUCAUUCACCAAAAGAAGGAAAUAAAACUGGAAACUUAUAGUAAUUCUUUUGUUAAAAAUAUCACAUACUUUGGCAUAGAGAAAACAGUGAUGGAAAAGAAGGAGAAGGUAAGGGAUGAUGGUAUAGCAUUAGAUUUUGAAGUAGGAGAUGAAGUUGUUGAGAUAAUCAACAUUAACAGCUUUUCCCUGCCAUGUCCAUUAUUAGUAUUUUCGCCGACUACACAAGGUUCCUAUCCCGUUUUACUAUUUUUCCAUGGAUUCUGUCUCCAACCCGACUGCUACAAGUCCCUCCUCCUACAUAUUUCUUCCCAUCAAUAUAUCGUCAUUGCUCCUAAGUUCUCUCCUAUGACAUCCCGAUGCGAAGUUAAAAAAGCAAGAAAAAUAGCAGAGUGGUUAUCAACCAACAAGCUCGACUCAGUCUUGCCGGAGAAAGUUCUUCCGGACCUCCUCAAAGUAGCCGUCUCCGGCCACAGCAGAGGCGGUAAAACAGCAUUCGCCUUAGCUUUAGCCUACGGAUCAAGCAGCAAGGACGGAUCCAGCACUUCAGAAAAGGCAACCCGAGAAAAACAACCCCCUCUCAAAUUCUCAGCACUCCUCGGAAUUGAUCCAGUCGCUAAACGGUCCUCCUGUUUGUGCUCUCCCAACAUUCUCCAAUAUAUUCCUUACAGUUUCAAUCAUUCAGUCCCCGUAGCUGUAAUUGGUACCGGCUUGUCAAAUCAACGAGCAUUCGGCGUGUGUCCACCCGGUGCCCCAAAUGGGGUUAAUCAUGCUGAGUUUUUCAACGAGAGUAAGCCGCCUUGUUACUAUUUUCGGGCUAAGGAUUAUGGCCAUGUUGAUAUGUUAGAUGGUACAAACGGAAUGACGACUUUGAUGGGAAUUAUGAUGAAAAGUGGGAAAAAGGAGUCAAAGGAUAGUCUAAGAAGGACUAUAGGAGGACUUUUUGUGGCUUUUCUCAAGGCUUAUUUGGAAGGUCAAGCUGAUGAUUUAAUUAAUAUUGUUGAAUCGCCUGAUAUUCGUGCUCCUAUUAAACUCGAUCCUGUUAUAUCUAUCGAGGAAUAAUUACAUUUGAUCGAUAUACUCAAGUAAUAAAUAAGAGAUCAUUCAUCCUAAUAAUUUAAGUGUGUGGAUGUUAAUUUCCAUUCCUAUAUUUGUAUUUCGACAACAAUAUGAAUUAUAUAUGUUCAAUAAAAAGGUUUUUUUUU
Solanum dulcamara is the source of this 1207-nucleotide messenger RNA. RefSeq names its product chlorophyllase-2-like. Bases 96 to 1064 code for a protein of 322 amino acids. Gene Ontology annotation, biological process: chlorophyll catabolic process. The transcript is spliced from 3 exons. Gene Ontology annotation, molecular function: chlorophyllase activity. The record is from RefSeq and is a predicted model, not a curated record. NCBI's taxonomy places the organism in Eukaryota, Viridiplantae, Streptophyta, Magnoliopsida, Solanales, Solanaceae.